Zingiber officinale is the source of this 563-nucleotide messenger RNA. Its product is annotated as AP2-like ethylene-responsive transcription factor At1g16060. Gene Ontology annotation, molecular function: DNA binding; DNA-binding transcription factor activity. The coding region runs from base 30 to 563 and encodes 177 amino acids. The record is from RefSeq and is a predicted model, not a curated record. The transcript has 7 exons. Lineage: Eukaryota; Viridiplantae; Streptophyta; Magnoliopsida; Zingiberales; Zingiberaceae. Gene Ontology annotation, biological process: regulation of DNA-templated transcription.
CAAUUGCCAUCUUUGGAAGAGCAAUAGCAAUGACCAAGAGGCAAAGAAACAUCGGUGCGACCAGAGCCGUGAAGCUAAAGAGAACAAGAAAGAGUGUACCGAGAGAGUCUCCUUCUCAACGCAGCUCCAUCUACCGCGGUGUCACCAGGCAUCGGUGGACCGGGAGAUACGAGGCACAUUUGUGGGACAAAAACUGCUGGAAUGAGUCGCAAAAUAAGAAAGGAAAGCAAGGGGCUUAUGACGACGAAGAGGCAGCAGCUCAUGCGUAUGAUUUAGCAGCAUUGAAGUAUUGGGGCCAAGACACCAUCUUCAAUUUCCCUAUAUCAGCAUACGAGGAAGAGCUCAAGGAAAUGGAGAACCAGACCAGAGAAGAAUAUAUUGGAUUAUUGAGAAGGAAGAGCAGUGGCUUCUCGAGAGGAGUCUCUAAGUACAGAGGAGUAGCAAGGCAUCAUCAUAAUGGGCGAUGGGAAGCUCGAAUUGGUCGAGUUUUUGGCAACAAGUAUCUCUACCUCGGAACAUAUGAGGUGGCGAGUGAUAAUGCAUUUAAUGUCAAAGAAGAAUGA